Molecule: messenger RNA, 1994 nt
Organism: Aspergillus uvarum CBS 121591
Lineage: Eukaryota; Fungi; Ascomycota; Eurotiomycetes; Eurotiales; Aspergillaceae
Product: ferric reductase family protein
Exons: 1
Coding region: 1-1974 (657 amino acids)
Biological process (GO): copper ion import; intracellular iron ion homeostasis; iron ion transport
Cellular component (GO): plasma membrane
Molecular function (GO): ferric-chelate reductase activity
Source: RefSeq, a predicted model, not a curated record
AUGGGCCAUAUUCAGGAUUUCUCCCAGGAUUCCGCUCUGGAGGAGCAUUGGGGCUAUGUCGCCCGCCAGAUCCCCUGCACCAAGGAUGCCGGCACCUGCGCCUAUCUCGACGCCGUCUACCAUGGCCACGACGUCACCAUGCUGUACAGCUUCAUCCUGUGGGCCGUGAUCGUGGGCAUCUUGUUUCUGUGGGCGAUGGGCGGACGGCUGGUCCGUGUUGAGCGACUGCCCUCACCCCCCAAGGCCACCCCGGAUGCACCCCGCAAGCAGAGCGCACUAUAUCGUCUCUCAAGGACGCUCCAAGCCCUGACGCGCCGCCAUCUGCUCCCGGAAGCCCUCCCCCCGGUGUUCGGCCACACGACGCGGCUGCAGCUGCUCAUCUUCCUCGUGCUCUCGGGCUACCUGUUGGUGUUCACCCUGGUGGGCAUCACCUACAAGACGUGGACGACGCCCAUCAGCGGCAGUACGCAGUCCAACAUCCGCAGCGGGCUGGGCCCGUGGGCGGACCGUGUCGGCGUGCUGGCGUUUGCCCUAACACCACUGUCCAUCCUGCUCUCCAGCCGGGAAUCCCUCCUGUCGCUCAUCACCGGCAUCCCCUACCACCACUUCAACUUCCUGCACCGCUGGCUGGGCUACGUGAUCUACGCCCAGUCGGCCCUGCACACCAUCGGCUGGACCGUGGUGGAGGGCCGUCUGUACCAGCCGCAGCCCAGCCAGUGGAACAGCUUCAUCGCGCAGCCCUACAUCAUCUGGGGGAUCGUGGCGAUGAUCUUGCUCACCUUCUUGGUCUUGCACAGCACGAAGACCGUCAUCCGACUCACGGGGUACGAGUUCUUCCGCAAGGCGCACUACGUCGUGGCGAUGGUGUACGUGGGGGCGUGCUGGGCGCACUGGGCGCAUCUAUACUGCUGGAUGCUGGCCUCGCUGGUCGUCUGGCUAUUGGACCGGGGGGCGCGGCUCGUGCGGACCUUUGUGCUGCACCACUUAGGCUUGCCUUCGACAGCCUCCAGCUGGGGCCUACACAUUCCCCACGCCGCGAUGCAGCUGCACGCCAACCCCACCGACGGUGACAUUAUCCGGCUGGACUUCCACCACAACCACGACCCCUGGCACAUCGGCCAGCACUUUUUCCUGUGCUUCCCCGACCUCAGCCUCUGGCAAGCGCACCCGCUCACCCCCUGCAGUGUGCCCGACACAUUACCAACCGGCCAACAACACACCUACCUGAUCCGCGCCCGAAAGGGGCUGACGCGCGUCCUCGCCGAAAGGGCACGCACACAGACACCCCAAGCCGGGGAAACCAGCACGAUGACAAGUCCCGGGCCGACAACCCCCGUGCUCCUCUGCGGGCCGUACGGACAAUCCAUCGAAGACCCCUCUUCCAUGGGUGGCCUCCCGCGCAGCACAAGCAACCUGCUCUGCAUCGCCGGCGGCACCGGCAUCACCUUCGUCCUCCCCCUGAUCCUCCAGCGCAUCGCCACCCCCAACCCCUCCGACCAACAAAUCGAACUCAUCUGGAUCAUCCGCCGCAGAGCCGACACGGACUGGAUCGCGCCGGAGCUGGACAUCCUGCAACGCGUGGCGCAGACGUCGCCGAAUUCCUUCCGCGUGCGCAUCUUCAUCACCCGGGAUGUUCCGGACGACAAUGCCAGCAGUGACCCCGGCACGGACGAGAAGACACCGUGCUGCGGCUCGACGGUACCGGAUCCAGAUCCACCUUUUGCGGUGCAUUACACUCUCGCAGAUAAGGCUGGUGCAUCGGGAUCGAGCACACAUCCGGACCUCACUGCCCAAGUGACGGAGUUUUUAGAUAAAGUGGUGGACGGUCCGACGCGGGUGUUGGCCAGCGGGCCCGCGGGCAUCAUCACCACGCUGCGCGGGGCGGUGGCAGCGCAUAAUCAGCCAGGGAAAGUGUGGCGUGGAGAAGAGAGGUGGGAUGUCGAGUUGGUGCAUGAUGAUCGGGUCGAGUGGUAGUUUGGGGGGCGGUGUAUAUA